AUAUAUUCAAAAACCUCCCAAAUUCUUGCGCAUUAAUCUUACGUUUCAGUCAUGCUCUCUACCAUUCGAUCUCUCCGGCUCCACAGCCGUCUCCUGUCCCUCCACGGCGGCAUCAAACGCCUUCCUAUGGUUGCCGCCGAAGCUCUCCUAUCGGUUUACUAUUCCUACUGUAAUCUCUCCCCAUGCACCGUCGACCUCGACGAUUGCCAAACCUCAAUGCACAUAUGGGCGGCGAACCACCGCCGCUGCAACAAGCCAAACCUCGUUCUCGUCCAUGGCUACGGCGGUAACUCCAAGUGGCAAUUCAUAUUGCAGGUAGCUCAAUUGACUCGUGAUUUCAAUGUUUACAUACCAGAUCUAGUGUUUUUCGGCAAAUCGUACUCGACGAGGACGGAGCGUACGGAGGAGUUUCAGGCGAAGUGCGUGUGCGAUGGAAUGAAGAAAUUGGGAGUUGAAAGAUUCUCGGUGUAUGGAAUUAGUUACGGAGGAUUUGUGGUGUAUCGGAUGGCGGAGAUGGAGGAGAAGAUGGUGGAGAAGGUGGUGAUUGUGAGCAGUGGAAUUGUGUAUACGGAGGAGCAGAAAUCGGAGUAUCUGGAGAAGAUAGGGCGGAAUGUGGUGGAGAUUUUGGUACCGGAGAAACCAGAAGAAAUACGAACGCUGUGCAGAUUGUCUAUGUAUAAAUCUGAUAUUGGAAAGUGGUUUCCUGAUUUCUUCCUUCGUGGAUUCAUUGCUGCAGAUAGAUGGAGGAAGGAAAGACAAGAACUGAUUGAGAAUUUGCUUUCGAAGAAACCUGAUCCUCAUCUUCCUGUUCUUACCCAGGAAACACUUAUAAUAUGGGGAGAGAAAGACAAUAUCUUCCCGAUUCAGUUGGGACAUCAACUACAUAGGCACUUGGGUCCGAAGUCAAAGCUAAAGAUAAUUAAGGACGUAGGGCACGCUGCAAAUGUCGAAGCUCCAAAUUCACUCAACGAAUUGAUUACAUCGUUUGUAUUAAGUGGUCGUUCCUAGUUUUAAUUAAUUAAUUUAUUUUCUUAGAUUUACAUAUAAUUAUUUUGUUGUUUAUAAAUUGUUAUUCAUAUCAUAUUGUGAAUUUGUAAUGUUGUAAAGUCGACGUACUCGGUACUCAUCAUACCAACAAACACCAUUACUUGGCAAAACUAUGACUGAAAUAUAUAAAAAGAAGAAUAAAUUAUAUA
Lactuca sativa (garden lettuce) is the source of this 1196-nucleotide messenger RNA. RefSeq lists its product as uncharacterized. NCBI's taxonomy places the organism in Eukaryota, Viridiplantae, Streptophyta, Magnoliopsida, Asterales, Asteraceae. The record is from RefSeq and is a predicted model, not a curated record.